This is a messenger RNA of Parasteatoda tepidariorum (common house spider), 836 nucleotides long. NCBI's taxonomy places the organism in Eukaryota, Metazoa, Arthropoda, Arachnida, Araneae, Theridiidae. The record is from RefSeq and is a predicted model, not a curated record.
AUGACAUCGCUGGUGGACGAUGAAAAGCCGAGGUAUCGCCGACGCUACAAUCCGUUGUUGGAUCCAAUGAACCCAGAAUUCUCGCAUGAGCAAGCCAUCUACAGGAAAGAUUGCAUAGGCCAGCGCGUCACCACAGACAACCGCCACGUCGUCCCGUACAACGCCUACCUGCUCAAGAAGUAUCAAUGCCACAUCAAUGUCGAAUUCGUCGGCAGCAUCGGACCGGUGAAAUACCUCUACAAGUACAUCUACAAUGGCCAUGAUUGUGCUACGAUAAAGGCCGUCGAAAACCAGCAGACGAUCAUCUAUAACGAGCCGGAGAAGUACGUGGAAGCUCGCUAUAUCUCACCAGUUGAAGCAUGUUGGCGCCUAUUCAAGGAUUUCGAGAUCCAAGCGAAAAGCCACACCGUCGUUCGACUUAACAUUCACCUACCCGGACAAGAUGGCGUUAACUUGGACCAAACGCCAGUUGACCUUGCCGAUAUUGGACAGAAGGGAUCGACCUUAAGGGCUUACUUCCGCCAUAACACCGCGCUGAAAGAAGACGAAGCGAACGGAAAGGCAGUCACCUACCACUAUUACCAUGAAAUGCCGGAGCACUACCGAUGGAUUGGCCAGACGAGCACUUGGCAGAAGAACGUGAAUGCUUGCAGCAGAAUUGGUCGCGUACAUCCAGUCAAAUUCGUUUCCCAGCCAGAACUUUUCUUCCUGCGCACGCUUUUGUUCCACGUCAAAGAACCAACGAACUUCAGAGACCUCUACAUUGCCGACGGUGUCCAGCACGCAACCAACAAGCAAGCCUGUCUAGCCAGAGGUCUCACAUACGACGACCAACA